Dictyostelium discoideum AX4 is the source of this 846-nucleotide messenger RNA. RefSeq lists its product as hypothetical. The coding region runs from base 1 to 846 and encodes 281 amino acids. The record is from RefSeq and is a predicted model, not a curated record. The transcript has 3 exons. Lineage: Eukaryota; Evosea; Eumycetozoa; Dictyosteliales; Dictyosteliaceae.
AUGGGAUCACAAUUAAUUCAAUUACAACAAUUACAAUUUGAAAUUGAAAAUAAUACAAGAACAAUAUUAAAUUCAGGAGUGAUUACAGAUGAUGGAAAUUUAUUAACUAUUAAUAACAAUCACAAUGAUGACAUUGAAAAUAAUAAUAAUGAUGAAAAAUUAAAAUCACAAUCUGAAAUUGAUAGAGAAUAUAAUAAACAAUUAAGAACAUUAAAUAAAGGAAGUUGUUGUGACUUUUUUUUCCUUUUAGUUCCAAGUAUAAUACUUGGUGCAAUUAUUUUGGGUUUCCCUUGGUUUAAAGUUUCAUAUAAGGAUGAAUUAGGUUAUGAAAUUUGUAGUAAAAAUAUUUAUGUAACAACACCAUAUAUAAAUAUUGAUUAUAAUAAAGAAUUGGAAAGUGAUUAUAAUAAUGAACAAAGGGAAAAAACAGUAUCAUUUUUAUGUGCAGGAUUAGUUUAUUCGAUUUUAAUAUUUAUAGAUUCAAUUUUCUUAUUACCAGUAUUUUAUUUUAAAAAUAAGAAAUCAUUAAUAUUUGAAAUUUUAUAUUAUUUAAUGGAAUUCUUUUUAGUAAUAUCAAUAAUUACUCAAUAUAAACAAUUUUUAUUUUUUCCACAACAUUAUAAAGUUAAUGGUUGUGUUUUUAGAAAUAAUUCAAUGUCAAAUAAUGAAUUAUACGUUAGUUUCUAUGUAUUAUCAAUUAGAGUUAUGAUUAUAAAAUCAAUUCGUUUAAUUUUAUGUUUUAGAUGUAUUUGUAAAGCAAAAAAAAUUAAAAAUCAAAAAGAAUUACAAGAAAAUUUAAAUUUAAAAAGAAAAGCUUCAACUUUAAAUUUAACAGUUCAUUCAUAA